AUGGCGACGUCGAAAGAUUUUUUACUUAAAAUUACGAAGUUAAAUGGAGAAAAUUAUAGAGAUUGGGCAUUCAACAUGCGUCUCUAUCUUGAAAGUAUGGAUUUGUUUGGUCAUGCUGAUGGAUCUGUCGAGAAUCCAGCGGAAGAUGCGUCUGAACUGGUGAGGGAAGCAUUUAGGUCAGCCUCAAAGAAAGCCUGGACGUAUAUUUGCCUAGCAGUUGAACCUGAACAACAAAUUCAUGUGAGGGAUACGAGUACGGCCAAGGAAGCGUGGGAUGCACUGAAAAAUCAAUUUGCAAGAGUCUCCAUAUCGCAAGUAGUCAGAUUACGCCAGCAAUAUUAUUCAUGUCGGUUUAAAAGUGGUGAGAACAUGCUAGAUCAUAUCAAUCGUAUUAAAUCUCUUCAUGAUCAGUUGAGGGAGAUGGGUGUACAAUAUGAUGAUAAAGAAUUGGCGAUGACAUUGCUCGCAAGUUUGCCUGAAAACUACAACCCACUUAUUACUGCUUUGGAUGCAGUGGGAGAGGACAAACUGACCUUCGAGAAGGUAAAAGGAAUGUUGCUUAAUGAUGCUGACAGAGUCUCGGUUACAAAGAAAGAGGAUGCUUACAAUGUUCAUCGACCAUAUCACAGAAAAGGAUUCAAGCCGAAGGAAAACAAGAAUGAACAUGACAACCAAAGUUCGUUCAGAGGAACUUGCCAUUCCUGCAAAAAGAGAGGACACUAUGCUCGAGAUUGUCCACAACGCAAGAACAAUAAUUCUCCUAAUUUCAACAAAGGUAAAGGGUCAAUUAACUGUGCUGAGGGUGAGUCAUGUGACCAAAAAGAUGUUGAUGAAAUAGCUUUGAUUACAACUGGUAAUGAAAAUCAGAGUGGUUGGAUUAUUGAUUCUGGUGCGACCCAGCAUAUGACAUAUGAACGAGACAAUUUAUCUGAGUACAUAGAAUUCAAGCGACCGUGCAAGGUAAAUUUGGGAGAUGAUAGAGUUAUCUUAGCUUAUGGAAAAGGAACAUAUCGCUUAUCGACUGAUUUGAAUGGAUACAGUCAGAAAAUUGCUUUGAAAAAUGUGCUUUAUUUACCUGAGCUGAAAAGGAACUUGUUGUCAGUUCAAGCUAUGAGUAAAUUGGGAGCAACUGUUGUGUUCAAAGAAGAUGAAUGUAGAAUUUCUAAGGAUUCAAGACUGAUUGGAAUAGGAACAGUGCAUGAAAAGUUAUAUAUGCUCAAAGUUAUUCCAGAGGAAUAUGUCAAUGUUACAAAGAAGAAUAACCCAAAUAUGGAACUAUGGCAUUGUAGAUUUGGACAUUUAGGAAUGGACAAUAUUUCUAAAUUAAUCAAUGAGAAUAUGGUUGAAGGUAUGUCGAGUGCAAAGGAUGCUGAUAUGUCUGAUGUGUGUGAAGCGUGCGUCCAGGGAAAGCAACACCGUACGCCAUAUCCUAAGAAGAGUUCCACGAAACCUACUGAAUUGUUUGAAACAGUUCAUAGUGAUGUAUGCGGUCCAAUGAACGUAAAAUCAUUUGGGAAAUCGCAGUAUUUUGUUACUUUCAUUGAUGAGUAUUCGAGAUAUACGGAAGUGUAUUUUCUUAAGAGUAAAGAUGAAGUGUUGGAGAAGUUCAAGCAAUAUGUGAAUCAAGCAGAACAAUCGGGUAAACGGGUGAAGAAUCUUCGUUCAGACAAUGGUGGCGAGUACUGCUCGAAAGCAUUUGAUGAUUAUUUGAAAGCAAAGGGAAUAAUACAUCAAACAACUGUUCCACAUUGCCCUGAACAGAACGGCAUCGCAGAGAGAAUGAAUCGAACACUAGUUGAAGCUGCUCGUUCAAUGAUGUUUCAUGCCGGUAUGCCAAAAGAAUUUUGGGCAGAGGCAGUCCAUACAGCUGCAUAUGUCCACAACCGUAGUCCAACAAGUCCCCUGAAGGAAGUGACACCAUAUGAGAGAAUGAUUGGUCAGAAACCGGACGUAUCCAAUUUGAGAGUUUUUGGAUGCAUUGCUUUUAAGCACAUCCCUGAUGCUACGCGAAAGAAAUUGGAUAAGAAGUCUUCCAAGUGCGUGUUUGUAGGGUAUCCAGAAGGAACUAAAGGCUACAAACUAUACGACCUGGAGAAGAAAUCGUUUGUUCGAAGUCGUGAUAUCAUAUUUCAGGAGAGAACAUUUCAUGAUUUUAAAUCGAAAGAAAAUGUAGAAUUCUAUCACAAAAACGAAGGAGAUCUUGACGAUUCAGUAGUUGGUGCUAUUAUUAAUCCAAACGACCGUGGUGAAGAAAUUAUAUAUGAUGAUGAUGUGGAA
This is a messenger RNA of Paramuricea clavata, 2277 nucleotides long. The record is from the annotation of a GenBank genome assembly. NCBI's taxonomy places the organism in Eukaryota, Metazoa, Cnidaria, Anthozoa, Malacalcyonacea, Plexauridae.